GGAAUUGAAACCGGAAGCACCUCAUUACCCUGACGUCACCAUUAGCAUAAUGGAAUCAAUUGUCAGCCAUUUUACAUAGAAAGCCACAACAAAAGUUAACUGAAGACAACAACGAGAUAGUUUCUCGUUUUUACGAGAAUUUAUAAUAAUGAAGACGAUAUGGAUUCUAGGGGCAACCCUAAUUUUGAUGGAUUUUAUAUCGGGAAUGUCAGAAUCUAAUUUGCAUGACCCAGUAAUAAAGUCGAAAUUAAAAAAUGGCAGGGGAUUCCCCGUCUUCCAUGGGAACAUUACACAAGGAAGCCGGGUAGUUCAGCUUGAUCAGCCACUCAGAGCUACAGAUGAAGACACUGUGGGUGGUGCAAGGUUUAUUUGUGGAUACAGAGUUAUUUCCCCUCGAAAAAGCAUUCCGUUCACUGUGGAACUUUUGGACAGAACCACAGGAGAAGCCCAAGUGAAAGUGGUUGAGGGUCAAAAAGUUUCAUUUGAAAAGCGGAAACGAUAUAAGUUCUCCGUGAUCGCAUAUGAUUGCGGACAACCUGCACAUGAAUCAAACAGAGCCAUCAUUUUCAUCCGAGUAGAAGAUGUGGACCGAUAUUCCCCUACCUUUGACAAGCCUGAUUAUGUUGUGGAUUUGGAGGAGGACAGACUGUAUGACCCCUUGAUGACAUUACAUGCCCAUGACCAGGACAGGUCCAAGGUGUUCAAAGAGAUUUGUGAAUAUGAAAUCGAGAAUCCGAAUGUUCCAUUCACCAUUGAUAAAAAUGGAAACAUCCGCAACACACAGAAGGUUUAUUUCAAAGACAGACAUAACUUUAUUUUGAAAAUCAUUGCUCGGGAUUGCGGAGGAAGAAAAUCAAAGGCUGUGUUUAUCAAUGUCCUGGUCAAAGAAAAAUGCAAGCCCCAGUGGACAGAUUUCCCGCACCACAUCCAGUACCUAGCUAACAGUGGGAAACAGAAGGUGGCCGCUACAGCCUCCCUUCAGUGGUGUGACGACACCUGUAUUCCUGACCAGGUGACCCUUCAAAUGCAGUUGUCCACCAAACACAUAGGCAAAGGCUGUGAUAGAGACACCUACUCCAUCACCUCCCAGAGGAAGCUGUGUGGUGCUAAUGACCGCAAUAUUGAAUUGCUCCCCUCACCAAGUUUGACCACCUCCUGGACACGCUAUCUGCCCACUGAUGAUGGCAAGGAGAGUGACCAGGUAUUCUAUUUUGACGGUGAGAGCAAUGCUGUCGAGGUGCCGCAGAAUCGCUUCAACCAUACAAUACACAAGCACUUCACCAUCAUGACAUGGAUGAAGCAUGAACACGCUGAAAUAAAGGACAAGAAGUAUCCAAAGGAACACAUCAUGUGCAUGUCUGAUGGAGACAAUAUGAACCGUCAUCAUUACUCUUUGUUCGUACAUGGAGAUAAACUGGUUCUCCUGCUCCGUAGAGAGGCAGCAGAUGCCUCGGAUAUGGAGGUCUUUAAGCCCGCUGAAUGGAGAUGGAAAAUUUCGGAGAUCAAUCAGAGAGAUGAGUGGCAUCAUUACGCCAUUAGUGUGAACUUUCCUCGUGUGCAGCUGUUUGUGGAUGGGAACAUGGUGAUUCCUGAUGAAGAUAACUCGGAAGUGGUUGAUGACUGGCCUCUUCACAAGACCAACAAAGUCCAUAACACCAAACUCAUUGUUGGAGCAUGCUGGGAAGGUGGUCAUCAUAAAUUCAACCACUAUUUCCGAGGUUACCUGGCCGGCCUGUCUGUACUGAAGGGCAAAACGGAGAGUGAGAGAGUCAUUCGUUGUCUGAACAACUGUCAGGAAAACCUGGACUUCAGUGCUCUCAGUGCCAUGCACAGCGGAACAACUGUGAGCUUCAAUAGGGAGAUGACUGACUUCAGAAUUCAGAGUAAGAAUAUUUCUGAAGUGCAGGCUCUGUUGAGAGAGGUUCAUUAUAUCAACAGCAGAAAAUUUCCCACCCCAGGCCGAAGAAACCUGACCGUGACCACAACCAUUCAUUGUGGGUCAGCCGAGACCUUGCUUCCUGUUGUGGACAGCUACAUCUUGGUCAAACCAGCAAUCAAACCCUCCAUCACCCUACGAGGGCAAUCCUCCAUCAGCGCCACGGAGGAUAAACUGAAGGCCGGGAUCCGGGUCUUUGAGGACAUUAAUAUAUCUGUGGAUUUUGCCGUAGAGAAGAGUACUGAUGGAAAAGUUAAUCACAUUCUUGGAGAAGACAAAACUGAAGAUGGUGAUUCAAAUGUUGAGCUGGGGAAGGAAGAGAAAUUACAGCUGAAAUUGGAGAGAAAGAAGGCAAAACAGGACACCACCAGCAAGGCCUCGGAUGCCCAGUUGAUCUUGUUAGAUAUGUGCACAGUUAAGGCUGACCCACCACUGGAUUUGUAUCACGAGAGACUAGAAUUGCCUACCACCAUCAUGAAUGAGUUCAACAUGAAAAUUGAGGGCACACAAACCAGCAAAGGCCUGGUUAUUUCCAAUGCUGAUAAUAUCGAGAACUAUGUUUUGGUGCUGAGGGGAAUUUUGUAUGUUCAUGAAAAGGAUAAACCCUUCACUGGACGGAACUUCCAUUUGUCAUGCUCCUCCCAAAAUGGCCGCUUCAACAGCAAUGUUAUGGACAUCAAGAUAAUGAAGAUUCAGGAAGAAAACAAUGUAAUUUUGCCACUGAGAGCCCAGCAGUCUGUUCAGCACAUUCAGCUUCCCUCUGUUAGUGGCACAGGCAAUAUGGCAAUAGGAACUGCCUCUCCAAAUGUUGGUAUGGUGGCCAUUAUUGUGGUGUGUGUGGGCUUCCUCCUCUUCAUGAUUAUUCUGGGAGUCAUCAGGAUCCGAGCAGCCCACAGGAGAACCCAGGUGGUGCAGGUGGAGCCUGAAAUGGAGUGGGACAACGAAAUGAACAUCACUGUCAAUCCCAUGGAACAGGAGACUCACCCACUCCAUGUGUUUGAUUAUGAUGAUGGCGUUGGAAAGUCGAUGAGAGACGAUAGUGAUUCAGAGGAUGAUUUUAGCAGUUACCACGAGGAGGAGGACGAUGACUCCUCAGAUGAGGAAACGGUGCCCAAAAAAGAACUUGAAUGGGACAAUUCUAUCUGAGGAAACACAACAAAAUCAAAGAGUUCUGUUAGAGAAUUUUAAAUUUAUUUUCCGAUUUGAAAAACUUUUCACUGGAAUAAUCCCCACCUUGUGAAGACUUUGGUCUUACUUACUUACAUAAUAUUGUGUAACGAGGCAGUUACUCAAACUUACAAGAUUAAAUGCAUGUGGUUUUUAACAUAACUUUUUUUUAUUCUUCUAAAUUUCACAGUAUAGAUGUUCAUUUUAUUUUUCCUCUUUUCAUUUAACAAGCAGUGACACUUGUUGAUCUAACUGUUGUUUGUUAAGACUUGCUGAUACCUAAGAAAAUCAUAUCAAUGACUUUCAUAUUGGGAGGGUUUAGUUGCUAUGGUGAUGCCAUAAUGCUUUAAUGUCCACAUUCUGUCAUUUAUGUUGUCUUUGUUUUACUGUGUAUGGUGCUGUUAUACAGAUUGAAGAGUAUUAGUUUUGGAAAAUGAAGUAUGUGAAGCUACUUCAAUCAACAUUCAGGCAUGUACUGGAUAUUUUUCAUUCCUUUAAGAAUAUGUCAUUGGGUUAUAAUCCUAGGAGUUUUUAUUCAAUUUUACGUAUUUUAAAAUUUUUAUCGUAUAUGAUUCACGAGUUGUGAAAAUAUUUGUAAAUAGAAUUGAUCAGUCAGUGUUUGUGAAAUUAGAUGUAAAUACUUUUUAGCAUUGUAAGCAAAGGUUGUAAGAUAUUUCUUGAUUGAUUAUUUUGAUUUUGAUUUUAACAACACUUUUUAUACAUUCCAUCUAUUUGUUGGUCAGUUGAUACGAUUUAUGUAUACACUUUUCAUCUCUGUUUAUUUUUUAAGGUCAUACUCUGUAGAUUACAGAACAUAUUAACUUUAGGACUUGUUACAUUUCAGGGCUUAUGUGUACAUUUGUGUUGUCAUUAGUAACGCAUGUGAUUAUCUUGUUUAUAGCUAAGCAAUCUCAACAAAGUAUUUUAUACAACGUUUUUCCUCAUAUCAUUGCAUACAUUAUGCUGAUCUUUUGAAUGAAACUUUUUAGUUUCUCUCCUCAUAUACAAAACGUUACAUAAAGGAAGUACUUUUUGUAUUGAAAAAAAAAAUACAUUGUUGAAUAAUGUAUUCGUAUUUAUAGUGUGUCAUUAACAGAAAAAUAAUACAGAUUUUUAUACUGAAAUUUAAAGGCAUUAUUUCUGGAUGUUUCUGAAAAAAACUAAAAGUUCUACAGAUUGCUUGUAACAGUUUAAAAAAGAACUGUCCAUUCCAUGAUAAUAAUUACUCUGAUAUAUUCUCUUAACUCAUUCCAUAUUGACACUCAUACAAGUCAUAAACAAGUUUGCCAGAUGUAUAUACACUGUAUGUGUGACAACAUACUUCAUUCCAUGGGUAGAUUACACACACAUAUAUGUGUAGCUUAAUUGAAAGUUUGAGCAAUAUCUUGUGUAAUGCAUAAUGGAUUUUGAAAUAUAGGUGUAAUAAUAGUGGGCAUUUUCCAUUCAUAUAAAUCUCAAAUAUGGCUGCUUUUUAUUGUAUAAAUAUGCCAGCUUUUUUUAUCACGAAACUAUUAGCUGUUUCAACAGCAUUAAUGCAAAAUAAAUGCGACACAAACUAAGUUAAUGAGGAUUUAAACAUGGUACAAUUUGUUAAUUUAGCCACACAAUGAAUAUGGCAUGUUGUGUAAAUCAUUUUUUAUAAAUAAAACAGGCUAUCAUAUUAAAGAU
Messenger RNA from Ostrea edulis (European flat oyster), 4771 nucleotides. Its product is annotated as calsyntenin-1-like. The transcript is spliced from 17 exons. Gene Ontology annotation, cellular component: cell surface; postsynaptic membrane. NCBI's taxonomy places the organism in Eukaryota, Metazoa, Mollusca, Bivalvia, Ostreida, Ostreidae. Gene Ontology annotation, biological process: homophilic cell-cell adhesion; positive regulation of synaptic transmission; positive regulation of synapse assembly. The record is from RefSeq and is a predicted model, not a curated record. Gene Ontology annotation, molecular function: amyloid-beta binding; X11-like protein binding; kinesin binding. The coding region runs from base 149 to 3082 and encodes 977 amino acids.